Bathycoccus prasinos is the source of this 588-nucleotide messenger RNA. RefSeq names its product cyclophilin. The coding region runs from base 1 to 588 and encodes 195 amino acids. NCBI's taxonomy places the organism in Eukaryota, Viridiplantae, Chlorophyta, Mamiellophyceae, Mamiellales, Bathycoccaceae. Gene Ontology annotation, cellular component: intracellular membrane-bounded organelle. Gene Ontology annotation, molecular function: peptidyl-prolyl cis-trans isomerase activity. The transcript has a single exon. The record is from RefSeq and is a predicted model, not a curated record. Gene Ontology annotation, biological process: protein folding; protein peptidyl-prolyl isomerization.
AUGGUCGCCGCGGAAGACGCACCAAUAUCGACGACGUCAUCUUGGCACGAUCGUCCGAUUAGCAAACAAAACCCGAUCGUUUUCUUCGAUAUCUCCAUCGGAGGCACAGAAGUUGGACGAAUAAAAAUGGAACUGUUUGCAGACGUCGUGCCGAAAACGGCGGAGAACUUUCGUCAGUUUUGCACCGGGGAAACCGUAGAUCCGAGAACGAAGGAACCGCUGGGGUAUAAAAAUGUUCCUUUUCACAGAAUAAUCAAAGACUUUAUGAUACAAGGCGGCGACUUUGUGAAAGGAGACGGGACGGGUUGUAAGUCAAUUUACGGCAGUAAGUUCAAGGAUGAGAACUUCGUCGCGAAACAUACCGGCCCAGGAUUGUUGUCGAUGGCGAACGCCGGUAAGGACGGAAAUGGAUGUCAAUUCUUCAUCACGUGCGCAAAAUGUGAAUGGUUAGAUGAUAAGCACGUAGUUUUUGGAAGAGUUAUCGGUGAUGGCAUGUUAACUUUGCGUAAGAUUGAAGCGGUUCCAGUCUCGGGGGGUGCGAACGCGCCAAAACUAGCGGUUAUAAUCUCACAAUGCGGAGAGAUGUGA